AUGGAGGAGGAGAGAGAGAAGAGGAAGCAGGGGAAAGGCGACGCCGUUUCAGGGUCGAGAAAGAAGAAGGCGAAGGAAGAAGGCAACGGAGAAAAGACGGAGGCGACGAAGGACGAGGUUGAGGAAUUCUUUGCUAUUCUCCGAAGGAUACAAGUGGCUACCAGCUAUUUCGAGAUAGGUGAUGACGGUGAUGUUAACGGUCGUGAAUUGACGGAGAAAGGGUCGAGGUUGAGGCGGAGGAUAGAGUGGGAGUGUUCCGAAGAACUUAACGACGUUAAAAGUAAGAGAAAGGAAAGUGGGGAAGAAAAUGUUGUGGGUUUGGAUUUGAAUGUGCCCCCAGACCCGGAAUAA
This is a messenger RNA of Ilex paraguariensis (yerba mate), 351 nucleotides long. Lineage: Eukaryota; Viridiplantae; Streptophyta; Magnoliopsida; Aquifoliales; Aquifoliaceae. The record is from the annotation of a GenBank genome assembly.